AUGCUUUCUUGUAUGGGCACAUUUCGUGAGUUGCAAAAAAAGGGAAUUGAUGAACCACAACCCAAACCGCUCAUCCCUGACUGGGCAACUCCCGCUGCCAGUAUCUCCUGGAUUGCUGCGGUCAUCAUCGCCAUUGUGGUCAUAAUCGCUAUCGGUGCACUGACCGCGUGCAUCGUGAUGCGUACUCGUGGAGAGACAUAUAUGUUGGACCGUGAGGAGCGUGCUUUGGGUAACGACCCGGAGAAGGAAUUACGUGAGAAAGAAGCAUUCCGUACUUACGAACGAGCGUAA
Echinostoma caproni is the source of this 291-nucleotide messenger RNA. The record is from the annotation of a GenBank genome assembly. Lineage: Eukaryota; Metazoa; Platyhelminthes; Trematoda; Plagiorchiida; Echinostomatidae.